Molecule: messenger RNA, 4751 nt
Organism: Stegastes partitus (bicolor damselfish)
Lineage: Eukaryota; Metazoa; Chordata; Actinopteri; Pomacentridae
Gene: tfr1a
Product: transferrin receptor 1a
Exons: 18
Coding region: 137-2452 (771 amino acids)
Biological process (GO): intracellular iron ion homeostasis; transferrin transport
Cellular component (GO): external side of plasma membrane
Molecular function (GO): transferrin receptor activity
Source: RefSeq, a predicted model, not a curated record
GAAACAGCGUGGUGAAGGACGACCGGCUGGCUGACAGGGAUCUGAUAGCAAGGAAGCCGCGGAGAGAGGAGCCUCGUGUCCCGGGCUGUCACCGAAAGAAACUCAAGUCGGUUUUGAAGAGCCCUGAAAAGCAGCGAUGGAUCAAGCAAGGACGACGAUAUCCAAAAUUUUUAAUGGGGAGCCGCACUCCUACACACGAUUCAACCUGACCCAGAACAUGGAGGGCGACAACAGCCAGGUGGAGAUGAAGCUGUCGUCCGACGUGGACGAGGAGGUCGGUGGAAACGGCGUCGGAGAUCACCUCAAUCACAACUCCAACCGCAAACCCUACGUGGCUCAAAAGUUGGGACGCACGCCCAAGAACCUCUGCUUCGUGGCCGUUGCUACCUUCCUCAUCUUUGUCAUCGGGUACCUGAUCGGCUACCUGGUUCACCGGAACAAGGAUGUGUCUCCCAUCUGUCCCGCCGCUGUUUUCCGUGCCGAAGAGACUGCUGUUCGUGGUGAGACAGGCGCCGCCCCCCUCAUGGACUGGGACGACGUCAAACAGCUCCUCGCUCAAAAGCUCACUGCAUCCAAAUUAGAUUCCGUCUUCAGUGACUUUUCUAGCACUGAGCACCGGGCUGGCUCUGCCGGUGACGAAGGUCUGGGAAACAAGGUGCUCAAUAGGUUUAAAGAGUACGGAAUGAAGACCUGGACCGAUGAGCACUUUGUCAAGGUUCAGGACCCCCCGACGUCCGGCUCCAACAAAUUUGUUUUCAAGAACAAUCCGGAGGAGCGUCCAAGCGGAUUCCUUUCCUACAGCGCUACUGGAAAAACAACGGGUGCGGUGCUGUAUGCCUACUACGGGCGGGAAAGUGACUUCAGGAUGCUGCGGGACAAGAGCAUCAACAUGAACGGCAGAGUCAUGCUGGUCAGAGCUGGUAGGAACAGCUUUGCAGAGAAGGUAGCCAAUGCUGCCAAAAUGAACGCCUCCGCUGUGCUGAUCUACCCAGAUCCCAGUGAUUACUCUAUCGGAGACACCACUCAGCUGUUCGGACACGUCCACAUGGGCUCCGGGGACCCCUAUACCCCAGGCUUCCCCUCCUUCAACCACACCCAGUUCCCUCCUGUGCAGUCUUCAGGCUUGCCAAAAAUCCUGGCUCAGACCAUCACACAAAGCAUGGGCAACACCAUUCUGAGGCAGCUCACCGGUCAGAAUCUGCCCGACGGGUGGGAUGGCUACAACAGACUCGGAGACGAAGGUGACACCCUAACUCUGGAGGUCAACAACGUUCUCACCGAGAAAAAAAUGAACAACGUCUUCGGGGUGAUCAAAGGCUUUGUGGAUGCAGAUCGAUAUGUGGUCAUCGGCGCUCAGAGGGACGCCUGGGGUCCGGGCUUCGCUGCGUCAACCGUUGGCACCAGCGUCCUCGUUGAGUUGGCCCGUUCCAUCUCAGACAUGGUGAAGAACGAUGGAUUCAAACCGAGGAGGAGCAUCGUGUUUGCUUCCUGGAGUGGUGGGGAAUACGGGAGUGUUGGUGCCACCGAGUGGUUGGAGGGAUAUCUGUCUUCACUGAGCAUGAAAGCCUUCUCCUACAUCAACCUGGAUGGCAUCGUAACAGGUCAGAGUGGGUUUAAAGUAGCAGCCAGUCCCUUGAUGUACAGCCUGAUUGAAAAGACUCUAAAAGAGGUGAAGUCCAACAAGGCCGUGUCUCUGUCUGCUCAAUUUGCAAAGAGCAACUGGGAAUCAAAUGUGUUGGAGCCUCUCAGGAUGGAAAAUGCUGCAUAUCCUUUCCUUGCCUUCUCUGGCAUUCCUUCAGUCUCAUUUAGAUUCACCACUGGUGUUUCUGACUACCAGUACUUUGGCACCCUGCAGGACACCCGGGACAAACUGAACCGAGUCACAUCCAGCCAGGUUCCUCAGCUGGCUGAAAUGGCGGGCCGAUUUGCAGGUCACAUGGCGCUGAGGCUGGUCCACGACCACCUGCUGCCGAUGGACCUGAGGAAGUACGACUCUAUCAUACGUUACAACGUGGCUCAGAUCAACGGGAAGGUCAAGAAUGUCCAGAGGGUGCAGCCCCAGCUGUUGCCCAAAGCCCUGACGGUGCAGUGGUUGAACUCGGCCUCUGGCUCCUACAGUCGAGCAGCUCGCAGCCUGGCAACAGACAUCACCAACAGCGACCUGGAGGACAUCCAGAUGUGUCGCAUCAUCAACGACCGCAUCAUGACCGUGGAAAGGAACUUCCUGUCACCGUACGUUUCUUCUAAAGAGAGUCCUUUCCGCCACAUCCUGCUGGGCUCCGGCCCUCACACCCUCAAAGCUCUGUCCACCCACCUGGACGCUCUCAGGACGGACAACCCCGAGGCCGACGCCGACCUGUUCCGCAACCAGUUCGCCCUGGCGACCUGGACCAUCCAGGGCUGUGCCAACUCGCUAGCAGGAGACAUCUGGUCUUUGGAUAAUCAAAUCUAAAAUUAAGUCAUUUCCCUCCCUUCCUCCUCCUCCUCCUCCUCCUCCCUCCCUUGUUCACGGUGUGGCCCACUUAACUGAAAACCAGUUCGCUGUCGUAGCCGACAGCUUUUAAAAUUAAAUCACGAGAUGAUAAAAGAGGAGCUACAUCUAAAAGCAUCACCUCAUCAUUUUCAUUUCAUCGAGCUGCUUCAUCUCCCACAUUUCAGACAUCGUCCGUAAAGCCAAACAAUAAUGAUCAAAUGUGCAAAAGCCUUAACAGAAAAAAAAAGAGAAGUUUAAUUCUUUAGUUUGACCACGUGACACUUAAACGUCACGACCUUAAAUGCUUCGGUGCUAAUACCAACUACCUUCACACGCCCGUGUUACGCGGCAGCACUACUUCAACCGGCAUUACCCUCCGAGUGAGUUUGAAUGUUAUUUCCUCGUAUCAGGUCGUACCCGUUAAAACCCAGAAGGCCAGUAUGACAGCGAGCUACCAACUCCCCAUUUGUUUACCACGAUCAUCAGGCUGGUGUCGACGCUGCAGCUGAGCCUCGUGUUCAAACCUGAGCCGGUUUGCGUUGGUAGCUGCUGUUUCGUACUGCGCCGGGUUCUGUGAGAGAUUCAGGAGUUGCUUGGAGGACUGCAGUUUAAUUUACAGUAAUACAGUCGUGCCUCAUCGACCUCACACGGAGACUCGGGACAGUCAGCCGCUCAGCUAGAGACUCGCGCUGCAUCAAGUCUGAUUUACAUGAAAAAAAUAAAAAAGAAGUGUUGAAAUGAUUUGAAGUAACCGCCUCCUGGCAUCAGAGCUAAUCUGUGUUGGCCUUUCAAAAAAGAAAAAAAAAGAAAAACAAUACAAGCAAGGGAGACGAUCUCCAACCACGUGGCACUGAAACAGAAACCGUAUGUCUAUUUAUUGUGUUAUUUAUUUAUCAGUGGCAGGGUUCACUAUAAAUAGUUUUUUAUCGCCUUUUAUAAAAAAAAACUAAUAAAUAAAGUAUAAUUAUCGGGAGCAGUGCCUUCCAUAAUUAUGACAGUUAUACUGUCGAAAUGACAAAAGCAGCAUCUGCUUAAAGAAGUGUACAUGACGACCGACGGCUGGUACCGAACACAAACAGAACAGAAUGAAAACAACAACUUUAACUGACACUGGACCGGUCUAACAAUGCCGGAUCACACAUCUCUCUCCCAUCCGACUGUAGUUAUCCAACACGUCUGCCGGUACCGGUCCUUCGGUCCAUGGACACUUCUCAUCCUGACACCAUUAUCGGGAGCAGUGUCUUCCAUAAUGUGGAAAAAGAAGAAGGUAGUUUUUGCCUACCAGUGUGUGUCUGUAUCGGAGGCAGUGCCCUCCAUAUUUCACUGUAGGGGUGGAUGUUUUUAUUAUCGGGGACAGUGUUUCCCAUAAUGUGUAUAUACAGUUGACAGCUUCACAGCGCUCGCAUCUCCACAAGCCGCCUUCGGUCUGUAGUUUCCCCUCAAGACGGCCCGAACCUCUGCUCGCGGAUCAGAACCCGCGAGUCGUUACGGAGGUGAAGGAGACCAUGUGGGUUUCUCUAAUCUGGUCUUGUGUCGUCUUUUCUUUGCUGCAUCUGAAGCGUGUUCCAGACGUGUUGGGAUCACUGUGGUUCCAGCGGUGUGGUCCAGUGUUUCCAUGAGAACUCUGCGUUGUAUGAGCUUCAAUGAUUCAGCCGUUGUUAGAAAGUUCUUUCUGUUCUCAUGUUCCUUCUUGAGAUUUCCUCGUGCCUUUUUGUUUUGUUUCGGGACUGCGUUAUUGAACUCUACUCGUAGUACUUUAAGAAGUUUUUGGAGGAUGAAUAUUUGGAUUGUUUUGACGUUUGUUUCUCUGUUUUUAUUUUUUUUCUCCUGUUGUCUGCUAGAAUGAAAAAGUUACUGGCGUCAAAGCCUUUAGAUGAAGUUACCAGAGGAGUGUAAGAAUCUGUGAGACUGGGUUUUAAAUGACAGUGGAUGUUACAGUACCUGACACAGCCCUCCUCUUUCCUCUGUUCAUCUGCUUAUUGUUUUCUAUUCAGAAGCCAUCCGACGCCUCCAGUAGAAAAAAAUCAAAUGUGACUUUAAUUGUUUUUAAAUGUGGACGUUGCAUUUCUAAAACUUGCUUCACAUCUGGAAAAAAAAAUGAACGUUUUUAUUUAGGAAUUGGUCUAAAAAAGUGUUUUAUUUGCAGCGAAUUUAAAUUUCUGAAGAAUAUGUUUUAAAAAUGUUCAAAACAACGAUGUGCUUUUUGUUUUUUCUCUCUUCUUGGACUGUAUACAAGUUUGCUUCGCUUUCUGUUGCUGCAAUAAACAAUCACAUCACA